This is a messenger RNA of Helianthus annuus (common sunflower), 1605 nucleotides long. Its product is annotated as 11S globulin seed storage protein G3-like. Bases 16 to 1431 code for a protein of 471 amino acids. The transcript has 4 exons. Gene Ontology annotation, molecular function: nutrient reservoir activity. Lineage: Eukaryota; Viridiplantae; Streptophyta; Magnoliopsida; Asterales; Asteraceae. The record is from RefSeq and is a predicted model, not a curated record.
GCAAACCAGCCCAACAUGGCUAAACUCUUUGUUUCUUUAAGCUUCCUCUUACUCAUCCAUGCCAGCUGCCUUGCUUACCAACCAUCUUUCCAACAGCAAAACCAGUGCCAGAUUCAACGACUCAAUGCCCUUGAACCCAUUGAACGAGUUCAAUCCGAGGCCGGUUUCACCGAGUUCUUUAACUCCAAUGAACAGGAGUUCCAGUGUGCCGGUGUAGAGGUUAUUCGCCACCAGAUUCAACCGCAAGGACUUCUCUUGCCGUCCUACACCAACACCCCUAUCCUCUUCUAUGUCGAACAAGGAAGUGGUAUUCAGGGGGUGAUGUUGCCUGGUUGUCCGGAGACAUAUGAAGUAUCGACCGAACAAUUCGAAGGACGUAAAGGCGGAGGCGCGUUUACAGAUCGCCACCAGAAGAUCCACCAGUUCCGACAAGGAGAUGUGGUGGCCAUACCUACUGGAGCUGCACAUUGGCUUUACAACAAUGGACAAGAUGAGCUUGUUAUUAUUGCCUUACUUGACAGCACAAACUAUGCUAACCAGCUUGAUCCAAACCACAGAAGAUUUUUCCUAGCCGGAAACUCACAAGGAGAGCAGCAGCAACAACAACAACAACAACAGUUUCAACCAAGAUCAUGGCAAAGGCGACAACAAGGCGAAUCACAACAAGAGGGAUGGGAUAACAUUCUCAGAGGGUUCACAACCGAAACUCUCGCAGAGGCGUUUAAUGUAGAUCACGAGACCGCAGAGUUACUCCGUGGUGAGAAUGACCAAAGGGGACACAUUAUCUUUGUACAAAAUGGUCUUCAAGUUAUCCAGCCACCUAUGCGACGUGAAGAACAAGAAUACCGUCGUGGUCCUCGAGCCAACGGUGUAGAAGAAACCAUUUGCUCGAUGAAACUCCAGAUGAACAUCGACGAUCCCUCGAACGCUGACCUUUACAACCCGCAAGCCGGCCGUUGCACUCAUCUCAACAGCUUCAAGUUCCCCAUUCUUCAGUUUUUGCAACUCAGCGCCGAACGAGGUGUCCUCCAUAGGUAUGGUAUAGUGUCACCACACUGGAUAAUGAAUGCCCACAACAUAAUCUACGUGACAGAAGGGAACAUGAGGAUUCAAAUAGUUAACGACCUGGGUCAAGAGGUGUUCAACGACGAGGUCCAAGAGCAACAGCUGGUGGUGGUGCCACAGAAUUUCGCGGUGGUGAAACAAGCCGGCGAGCAAGGAUGUAGGUGGAUUUCCUUCAGGACCAACGACAACGCGAUGAUCAACACCUUGGCCGGAAGGACCUCUGUCAUGAGAGCAUUGCCUGUUGAUGUCCUAGCGAAUGCAUACCAGUUGUCUAGGGAAGAUGCACAAAAAGUCAAGUACAAUAGGCAGGAGUCUGUGUUGUUCACGCCUGGCGGUAGUUACACCCGUGGUCGUGGUGGGAUGUAGGAGGCUUAAGGUCGUAGUUGGGUGAUCGAGAGUUUGUUAAGAAACAAGAAUAAAAGGUGUUGUAGUUUGUUGGAGAGUAACAAGCUGUAUGUAAAAGAAGGGCGAGCUUGUGUAGUUAUUAUGGUUUUCGAAUAAUAAUAAUAAAAGAACCUACGACCCUUCGUUGUAUGUUAA